Molecule: messenger RNA, 741 nt
Organism: Pichia kudriavzevii
Lineage: Eukaryota; Fungi; Ascomycota; Pichiomycetes; Pichiales; Pichiaceae
Exons: 1
Coding region: 1-741 (246 amino acids)
Biological process (GO): DNA replication, removal of RNA primer
Molecular function (GO): nucleic acid binding; magnesium ion binding; RNA-DNA hybrid ribonuclease activity
Source: RefSeq, a predicted model, not a curated record
AUGACAAAGUAUUAUGCGGUUAAAAAUGGUAGAACCAAAGGUAUAUACACAGACUGGAACUCUUGUUCCAAUCAGGUAAAGGGCUAUUCUGGUAGUCAGUACAAGUCUUUCAAAACAAAGGCUGAAGCAGAUGCAUAUUUAAAUUCAUUUUCAUCAGUUCCUCCAUCUUUAAGGCCCAAUAUAUCAUUGGCUAGUUGUCGCAGUUUACGCAGCUCACCCCAACCUUAUCUAACACCUAGCAUCAGUACAAAACCCUUUACUCAUUCAAAGGUUGAGAUUUACACAGAUGGUGCAUCCAAAAACAACCAGAAAGCUAAAACCGGAGGUUCAAAGGCAGGUUAUGGUGUUUAUUACGGUCCAGAUGAUCCCAGAAAUUACAGUGGUCGUGUCACUGGUGAACAGACUAACAACAGAGGUGAACUGCAGGGUAUCUUGCAUGCACUAGAGAAUUCAUAUGAAGAAGUUAAAAACGGCAAGAAAAAUACGUAUGUUAUUCAUACAGAUUCUCAAUAUUCAAAGGAGGCUAUUACCAACUGGGGCAAAGCAUGGGAGAAAAACGGUUGGAAAACUAGUAGUGGCACCGAUGUUGCCAACAAAGACCUGGUUAAGCAAUGUCGUGAACUGGUGAAGAAGAUAGAAGAGAAUUCUGGGAAGGUGGAAAUCGUUAAAGUGAAAGGCCACUCGGGAGUCCAUGGUAACGUUAUGGCCGAUAAACUUGCCGUUGACGGAUGUUUCAAAUAA